Rhododendron vialii is the source of this 1839-nucleotide messenger RNA. RefSeq lists its product as uncharacterized. Lineage: Eukaryota; Viridiplantae; Streptophyta; Magnoliopsida; Ericales; Ericaceae. The transcript has 2 exons. The record is from RefSeq and is a predicted model, not a curated record. The coding region runs from base 160 to 1242 and encodes 360 amino acids.
CAUAUUAUUCCUUCUGAUAAGGAUAGAAAAGGAAAAGAAUAUUGUAAAUGGCACAAUUCAUUUAGGCAUAAUACUAACAACUGUGUUACAUUCCGAAAUUGUGUGCAGGACUUGAUCCAGAAGGGACUGUUGCAGUAUGCUAAAGGCGACAAGGAUCCCAUGGGAAUUGAAUCCAAUCCUUUUCCCAAGAUUGAAGUGAACAUGGUGACGGCCGGCCUAGCCAAAAGGCUAGGUUCCAAUGUGACGAAACAAAAGCAGGGGGAGGAGGAUCACAUGCAGACUGAAGAAGAGUCAGCAAAGUCUCAUACCUCUAGAUUCCCAAACGACUACCUCUGCAUUAGGUGUGGGCAUGAAGUCCAGUAUGGGGAAGCAAUUAUAGCAGAAAAAGAUCAGAGAAGUGCAUUCUCCAAGUCCGGACUGAGGUUCAACACAAUGGGAGGAAAUGACCUUCAAAUUUAUGUGGGAGCCAAACUGAUUUAUGAAGGUAUAGAUCCGGGGCUCUUUAACAGAAUAGAGUCAGAGCAUUGCUAUGGGCCAGAUGAUGGACCAUUUUUAUUCAGGGGACAUCCAGUCGUGCCUGCAAGGCCUGGGGUGCCUUCUUGCCAAGAUCUUGAGGCGGCGGGGUACCAAUUUCCUAAUCAGAGGAGAUACCCUAGUCAAAGGGGUGUUGGUUUCAGAAGAGAUACUGGACCACGAGGUAGAGGACCUUAUGGACGUGGAUGGCACCAACCUAGGAUGGUAAUGCCACCCAAUAAUGAUCACGAGGAAUGGAGCACGCUUAGCCAUCCAAAGUUCCCAGCAGAGGGUUGGUACACUAAGGUAUCCAGUUCACAGAAAAGAAGGCUUCAAAGGAAGUUUGCAGCCAGGGCUUAUGGUGACCCAUGGGACCAUGUGUUCGAACCAAGAGAGAGAUUGGAACCAUCAAAGGUUCCAAACAUGGUAUGGACCCGGGAUCAAGGAGAAACUAGUGGCCCAAAGCAGAUAAUUCAAAAGCAUGGGGGGCAAGAGAGUAGUGCUACAGAUCCUCCCCAGUCGACUGCCCAACUGAAGGGUAAAAAAGAAUUGAAGCAGAGCUUAAAGAAGAAAAUGGAGGAAUUCCAGAAGCUCAUGGAGGCAGAUGAUGAUGAUGAUCUCUUUGACGAAGGGUCAGAACAGGAAGACCUGAUCAAAGAUGCGUCACCGUCUCCACAGAGAUCUGCAACAUUUGGAGAAAGCCUGGCCGCAAUCCAAUUCGGGCCUUGAUCUUUCUAAAGCAAGAAGAAGCAGCGGGAAUGGAGGUCUUUUGGGCAGACCGACAUCCAUUCAAAGCAGAGACUAACAACGUAGAAGCAGAUCUCUACAACGAACAUUUGUGGCCAACAAGAAUAGAAGACUCAGAAGUCAGAUCUAAUCAAGUUGGAGUAACUGAGAGCCAAUUCCUCAAAUACAUCAAGGAAGGGUUCCAGGAGCUGAGCAAAGAUUUUAUCAGGCCUAACAUUAUUUCAAGGCCUGCCAAGAUUGAUCAACAAGUUUUUAAUGUUUAGAAACCUAUUGAACACAGGGUGUGAAGAUUUGGCUACUGUGAAAGCCACUUUUAAAAGGUUGUUUUCUUUUCUUGUUGACAGAAAAUUGCAGGCAGAUGAGCCUAUUUCUUGUAAUUGGGCUGAGUGUGUUUUUGAUGAUAGCCCUCUAAACAUGAAAGAGUUAGGAUUAGCAGACCUGAAACCAGCACCAGCUAAGCUAGAUGAUGACGGGGCCCAAGUAAAGGAUCCCACAGAAGAAGUCAACUUGGGAACUCCAGAAGAUCCUAAGAUCACAUAUGUAAAUGCUGCUUUGCCUAUUGAAAUAAAGGAAAAGUUU